AUGAAAAACAAUAUGCAAAAAUGGGAGAUUGACUUACAAAAAAAGAUCCACAACAAUAAAGUCAAAACCGCAAGACCUACCAUCCGGUACCCAAAUUCUGCUAUAACUAAUGACCCUCAUCUGAAUUCAUCUUCAUCCCAAGAAGAAAGCGAGCUUGAUUCUUCAUUAAAUAGCAUCCUUAAAAGUUUCCAUCUUCAGCAGUACUUUAAAAAACUCUGUGAAAUGGGCUACGAGCACAAUAUUUCAGCAUUAGCCAAUUUAAAGCCAGAAGGAAAAGAAAACUUGUAUAAUCACCUACAUAUAAUGCCAGGACACAAAUCUAAAUUUGAAAGUUUAUUUGAAUUAUUAAGGCAGUUCCAGCCACGGCCAGAACAAAAUACAAGGAGAAGCAACUCUUUAAGCUCACAAAGCAAGGAAAGAACAAGGAGACCGUCUUCUGGGGCCCACCCAAAGGUAUCUCCUAAGCAUUCAGUCCCUGAGGACGCAUCUCGAUAUAACCAUAUUCUAGAAAAAUUCAAAAAUCUUGACAUACAGAGUGGCUCAGAACUUUAUAGAGACGACGCAUUAAAUAUGGUUAGCCGAGAGAAAUCAAUUGGAAGUGACACAACUGAGCCAAGCUCGACUGAUGAAGAAAAAAUAAGGAUUCAAAAGGAGUUGGAGAUGGCUCUGUCUUAAUUCUUAUUUAAGAUUGCAGAAAAGCUCCCUGUGAUGCCUCAUAGGGUAUUUUCCGCUUUCUUUCCUAACUAACUGCUAUUUGUCAUGCUACACUCUCCAGAAAUGGGCUCGCAUACUAGUUGAAGUGUUGUUGGAUGGUCACUGUGCCGCGCGUCUCGCUUGGGUUGCCCUUCUAUAAAACCUUGCAGGAUAGCCAUCGCCGAACGCACCCUCCCUUCCACAAAGUCCUGGUCUCCCAGCUAAAGGUGUUAAGAGCUCCCGCAAUUAUAACGUAUAUGAUAUCUCUAUCUAGAAUUGAAGAAUUAAAGUUAGAAUUAGAAAAAAAGCAAAAAGAGAGCCCAAAAGCAGCAGUAAAAUCCUUUGAUCCAUUUGAGCCACUUCCAGAAAUCGAAAAAAGAAAUGAUGAAGUGGGGGUUUCAUAUGACUCGGCGAAGAUUAGGUCCACUCUUCAUCAUAUAGAUAUAGAAGAAAUGUGCAGAUCGCUUACUCCCCCCCCUCCGUGAGUGAACAAAAAAAUUUUGUUCACUCACGGAAGGGGGUUAAUUUUUUUUUUAAAAAAAUUUAUAUAUAAAUUUUCUAAAAAAUUUUUUAUAAAUUUUCUAAACAAUUUUUUUUUUUGAAAUUAAAAAAAAAUCUAAUUUGCAAAAAUUUGAAAGCAAAUAUUAAUUUAAUUUAUAAAAUUUAUGUUUUAAAAUGCAAUUCAUUUAAAAUUAAACAGAAUUAGCUCUAGAUUUCAUUAUAUUAAUUAUCAUUUAUAUAUCAAAAUUUUUUUCCAUAAAAAAUUUUUGUAUUAAAAAAAUUUUUGUUCACUCACAGGGUGGGUUUUUGGGCAAAAAAAUGCGAUUUUUCUAAUGGUUUUGUUCACUCACGGAGGGGGGGGGGGAGUUAGUAAAGCGGUGGUAAAACUGGUAAAGCAUGGUAUGGAGGUCGAAAAAAAUCGUGUACAGGAACCUAGUUUAAAAAUAUCAUUAAUCCGUCAUGUUUGAUAUUAUCAAUUAAAUUAUAAUAAAAAAAAAUAAGAAAAUUAAUAAAAUUAUUAUUAAUUGAAGGAGAUAGCGUCUUUGCCUGAUUUUUUUGAAGAUAGCAGCAAUAUGCCUGAAUCUUUAAGGUCAAAAAACUCUAUAGUUUCUUCAAAUUUCAGCUCUUCUAUAGGAUCAUCAUUAGAUUACAGCCAGGAUUCAGUAGUGAGAUAUUCAGAUUUACAAGAAAUUGCUGAAGAAAGUAAUGAAAACUCCCCAUUUAAAGAUGCAGGCGAAGUAGCCGUUCCUAAGAGUAUCCAAGAGAUUUUUAAAGAAAAUUUUGAUGACCAUAAUGCAUAUCCUGGGGUAGAGCCAGAAGAAAAUGAAAUUUAUAAUUUAUCGAGAAAUGUGAUUGUGAGGAGCAAGAUGGAAAAAGAGUGCUCAAUUAUAUGCUUGAUAUAUAUGGAAAGAUUAAUUGAAAAGACUGGGAUUUAUAUUACUGAAAUGAAUUGGAAAAAAUUUAUUAUUCUAUUAAUAAUAAUUUUUUAUUAUAAAAACAAGGGAAUCUAUCCUUUUUUAUAGAAAAUUUAUUUUUAAUAUAAGCAGCUUAUUAUAAUUCAUCAUAAAAUUAUUAUUUUGCUUGAUUUUAGCAAGCAAAAUUUGGGAUGACGAGUCCUAUGAAAAUGUCCAUUUUGCCCAAGUAUUUAGCAUAAUAACCCUAAAAGAGCUAAAUGCAAUGGAAAUGACGUUUUUAAGCUUAAUUGACUACAAUGUCGGUAUAAAAAAUAGCGAAUACGCAAAAUAUUAUUUUGUGUUAAGAACUUACUCAGAAAGAGACAAACGAAGCUUCCCAUUAAAACCUUUAGACGUAGACACCGUAAGAAGGCUUCAAAAAAAUGCAGGCCACGCUGAAGCUUUAUUGAGGGAAAAACACAGUGAGUCUCUCUUUAAAACUCUUUAA
Blepharisma stoltei is the source of this 2595-nucleotide messenger RNA. The record is from the annotation of a GenBank genome assembly. Lineage: Eukaryota; Ciliophora; Heterotrichea; Heterotrichida; Blepharismidae.